Molecule: messenger RNA, 252 nt
Organism: Acaulospora colombiana
Lineage: Eukaryota; Fungi; Glomeromycota; Glomeromycetes; Diversisporales; Acaulosporaceae
Source: the annotation of a GenBank genome assembly
AUGAAAGGAACGGCGAUACAAGAGACGAUCGUCAUUCCGAGAAUGGACAGAGCGUCAUUUGGAGCGGUGGCUACACCAAAUACAUCAUUGUCCAAAAACCUUGGAGUGAGUUGGGUCUACUGGGAUGGGGUGGUUGAGGUCGAAGAAUUGGUUGUUGAGGAAAUUAAUUCAGCUGUGCCUGUUGAGACGUGGCAGUAUACAGUCAGGCUCCCAUUGUUUUAUAGCAAGUCCAAGUGCUUACAAAGUUUAUAG